UAGGUCCGAACACAACAAUGACCAGUUAAUGGAUAUCUCAGUGCAUUGGCUAUUACCAGAACUUUCGAACAAACGAUAUGGACGAUAUAUUAGACCUGGAAGAUCGUGACCCCAAUGGAAUUAAUAAUCACAUCACGGUCGCCUUCGAGGAUAUAUUGGCUGAGCCAGAGGGCAUCCACAGCUUGGACUGUGUGUGGGUCAACUCCUUCAGGUGUUUCAACUGCUGGAAGAGUUGCAUCUACAACCUUCUCGCGUUUUUCUAUGGAAUCUGCAUAGCUGCUCGAUGGGGUUGUGAAUUUGCCGUCGUCGCAUUCGCACACGUCUGGAUCGUCACGCCAAUGUUCAAGUUCCUGGAACUAAACUGUGGCUGUAUCAAGAAAUUCUACGGGAUGUGCGUCCACUGUGUCUUGGACCCCUGUUGUGAGGGUUGUGGCAUGAUAUUCCACGCAUUUCGGAAACAAUAGACCAUAGUGGCAACCUCGAAAACAACGACAUCCUGCAUACACCAUCGUCUCUGAUAUUUGAAUACGGUUAUGAAAUGGCAUUUCUCGACAUUGUCACUCUGAUAUUAGCAAUAUGUUGAUCACACCAUGUCAUCUUGGACUACAGCAAUGCAACACAUAUAAAGGACAUAGCACAGUUCACUGGGAUUUACACUUUUACCCUACAUACAUAUUUUCUUAUCAAUAUUUUUUAUUGUUAUCUGAUUGCUACCAUGUUUUUCUAUAUGUAUGUUUAGUUUACCCAACCAAAUGUCAUCUUUCCGAGGCAGGGGAGUUAGCUGACUGUAUAAGUAUAAUUUACACGUUUGCCUAACUAAGUCUGAAUGUCCCGAAAUCUGCACGGCAGUUUACGAACCGGAUGUUGAUUUCUUAUCGCGAUUUUGAUUGGGCUUUGCAGAGACUCGUUAGUCCAGCCAAAAUAUACCUAUAUAAUUACUGCCUAGUUCGGCAAGAGUGGAAACGGGAUUUUUACAGUCAGUUAACUCCCUUGUCUCGGGGAGAUGACCAAAUAUGAAAAAAACAAUAUUCCGCCAUAAGCGAGUUUUGAAUAGUAAUUGUUGUCAGGAAUUAUUUUGUGGUAACUUCUGAAACUACUAUUGUUUUGGAACAAGGUCUGAACUAUUAUUGGUGAUGAAUGCCGAUCACGUCACUGGUUAUUAGCAGACAGAAAGGCAAACAGAUUGGUUUUAUUAAAAAAAGACUUGAACAAUCGGUCUCUCAUCUUAAUACAACCAUACAGUUUAUAGCAGUACCAUUCUUACUUAGACUAAACACAAUAUGUUUUGGUUGUUCGUGUUUGUUGUUUAACCCUGCACUCAACAAAAUCCAGCUUUAUGACUGCGGUCUAUAAAUAAUCUAAAUGAUGUAAAUACAUGAUACGAUGACAUGUAUCAACCAUGUUAGCGAGUUUGACCACCCGAUCCCGUUAGUCGCCUCUUACGACAAGCAUGGGUUGCUGGAGACCAAUUAUGACCCGGAAACAGAAUAUCAUCACUGGCAAUGAAUAAGACACCCCAUCGCUACUAUCGUUGUCAUGUGUUGUUUCCUGACCCAAAUGGUGUGACUUCGGACAUCGCUUGGACAUUUUGUGAGAUAGACCUGAGAACUAGUGCAAUAAACUUCGACAUCUGUCAA
Messenger RNA from Haliotis rufescens (red abalone), 1637 nucleotides. RefSeq names its product caveolin-1-like. Gene Ontology annotation, biological process: caveola assembly. Gene Ontology annotation, cellular component: caveola. Bases 78 to 464 code for a protein of 128 amino acids. NCBI's taxonomy places the organism in Eukaryota, Metazoa, Mollusca, Gastropoda, Lepetellida, Haliotidae. Gene Ontology annotation, molecular function: molecular adaptor activity. The transcript is spliced from 2 exons. The record is from RefSeq and is a predicted model, not a curated record.